Molecule: messenger RNA, 921 nt
Organism: Mycotypha africana
Lineage: Eukaryota; Fungi; Mucoromycota; Mucoromycetes; Mucorales; Mycotyphaceae
Exons: 4
Coding region: 208-831 (207 amino acids)
Molecular function (GO): RNA binding
Source: RefSeq, a predicted model, not a curated record
CACAAAAUAAACUAAAAAUACCGAGCCUGUUAAAACGAUCCUUUCUUCCUUCUUCUUCUACUUAAUUUCUUUCCCUUUUCAUUGCGGCCGAAAGAAGAACCGCUUCAAAGACUUUCCGCAAUAAGCAUCACUUCAUCGCUUUUCAGGACCCUUUCUUGACUGCUGGCAAGCCAACGUACAUAACACAAACGAAUCUUACUCUAUAAAAUGUCAACGUUGAAACCGAUCAUCAAACUUCCACCGAGAAACACUACUCACAACAACAACAAUAACAACAAUAAUAAUAGUAACAAUAACAGAUUAAACCCUUCUAACAACAAUCGAACAUUAACUGCAGAGUCUACUACUUACUCUACCAGCCCAAAGCAGCAGCAGUUAUCUAUCUCAAAUGAGCUAUUCUUCGAAGAUAUGGAUAACAAAUUAACUGAUUAUGACAUACAGAAUGUCUUACAAGGAUUUAAAAUCUUCCAAAUAAGAAGAGAAGUAGGUGGUGGAUACAUAAGCUUUCUCAGUGCUAGAGUUGCUGAGAGGGUUUACACACUGCUCAAUGGUUAUAUGUUUACAAGUCAAACAGUGCUCAAGUUCAGAUUCUCUUCAAACAACGAUCCUCAACCGGAAGGUGAUAUUUGGGAGAUCAGUAACUUACCAUUGCAUAUAGAUCAUAAUUCUCUGUAUGACAUUUUUCGUCCUUACGGUCCCUUAAGUAUAUGUAAAUUUCUUAUUGAAGAUACCACAGCUACAACUACUGGUCAUGAAGGAAAGGCUUUGGUCCAAUAUUUUUUCAGGGAUGAUUCUGACCGUGCAAGUAUUGAAAUGGUAUGCAAAUUCUAGUAUCUAAUAUUUGUUCAGGUAUAUUUAUUAACAUUUUCAUUGAUUUGCUCAUAUGAUCAAAAGAAUGGUAAAAUGAUUGAUGGAAAUAUA